Molecule: messenger RNA, 1144 nt
Organism: Momordica charantia (bitter melon)
Lineage: Eukaryota; Viridiplantae; Streptophyta; Magnoliopsida; Cucurbitales; Cucurbitaceae
Gene: CPB
Product: Subunits of heterodimeric actin filament capping protein Capz superfamily
Biological process (GO): barbed-end actin filament capping; actin cytoskeleton organization; cell morphogenesis
Cellular component (GO): cytoplasm; F-actin capping protein complex
Molecular function (GO): actin filament binding
Source: RefSeq, a predicted model, not a curated record
GGCGACCCAGCCGAUCCCUCCUGCGACCAAAAGCUGACAGCCCAACCAGUCCCUAAACAUCAACUUGCACCAUCAUCAUGAAUCCAGAAAUUGCGUCUCGCGGUGGUGUUUGCGUUGAUAUUGAGACGAAAAACGAGGAAAAAAAAUGGAUGCAGCAAUGGGAUUGAUGAGGAGAAUGCCUCCGAAGCACUCCGAAACUGCUCUCUCCGCUCUUCUUACUCUCUUACCCCACCACUCCUCCGAUCUACUGUCCCAGAUUGAUCAGCCUCUGCAGGUUAUAUGUGAUAUGGACAAUGGGAAGGAGUUCAUUUUGUGUGAAUACAACAGAGAUGCUGAUUCAUAUAGAUCACCAUGGUCAAACAAAUACCAUCCACCAUUGAAAGAUGGAGCGAUGCCAUCUAUAGAGUUGAGGAAACUUGAAAUUGAAGCAAAUGAUGUAUUCACAAUCUAUCGUGACCAGUAUUAUGAAGGUGGCAUUUCAUCUGUCUAUAUGUGGGAAGAUGACAGUGAUAGUUUUGUAGCCUGUUUCUUGAUAAAGAAAGAUGGCUCAAAGACUGGUCACGGUCGAAGGGGGUUUCUACAGGAGGGAGCAUGGGAUGCUAUUCAUGUUAUUGAGGUCCGGCUUGAAGAUGAGGGAACAGCUAGUUACUGUUUAACAAGUACGGUCAUGCUGUCAUUGACAACUGAUAACAACGCAUCGGGAACUUUUAGUUUGUCUGGUUCGCUUAGAAGACAGAUGAAGAUGAAGCUCUCAGUUGCAGAAGGUCAUCUUUGUAACAUGGGACGAAUGAUCGAAGAAAUGGAAAGCAAGCUGAGGAAUUCACUAGAUCAGGUGUAUUUUGGAAAAACAAAAGAGAUGGUUUGCACCUUGCGACCACACUCUGAAGUGGUGCAUAUGAGACCCGCCAAGUGAGGGCUGCUGCUGAUACUGCAUCAUAGCGGCUCGAUAGUUUGUAAGUCUGUUUUUUUUAAUGCAGCUGUAACAGUGUGAUUUUAUUUUGAUUGUCCUUUCAAAUCUUAAUUCAUGUUAAAAAAAUACUGUUUAAUUGUGUGUGUACUGAUUGGUUGUAUUGUAGGCUUGGUAGUUUAGUUGUCAUGUUGCAUAUUUGGGACCCAAUUCUAAAUUGAAGGUUGCAUUUAGUUA